AUGCAAGCCGCACAGCAUCCUGACAGUGGUUCUCCUCGCAGUGAAGGGCUCGUUGAUAGAAUAUUUGACGGCUUGAAGCACGGGGGUCCACCCUGGACGCGCCAUUACGGCAAGAGCAAUAUAGCCAACGGUUCGGCGGCUCCGAGAUUAUCGAGGAGUGGAAAUCUCAAGCGGUCUUUGAGAAAGGCAAAGAUGGUUUUGGAUGGCAGCCGCUUUGGAUCUUCAAGACAAAAUCGGAAAAAAGCGAGCUCCGAAAGGCCUUUGAACCAUCUGUCCUUUUUCAGUAGGGGUCUUCAGGGCUCUUUUUCUUGGGAUUCAGGCAGCUGUAUCGGGUCUGAGGGAGCCGCUGUUUCGGAUGCAGACGCCCCCUCUACAACCCUUCCGACAGAGAUCAAUACAAAGAGUGACGAAGAUAAAGAGAACUUUCAAAGGCAAUCUGCCGCACCUGGAGGCCCUGCUUCUUUUCAUAGCCCAUUGCAGCCUCUUCCCAUUGACUUGAAACAAUAUGUGACAGGAUACGAGAUAAAAAGCGGAAACUCAGAAGCGUUUUCAGAAGGUCCUGCCCCAGGGCCUGUUAGCGCUCCCUUGAAGAUUGCAUUCUCGACGCUGGUAUCCGAUGUGCUUCGCGAAAACCGCAACUGGAUCAACGAACUAGCUCUCGCAAGGCGUCAAAAACCCUGGAAAUUCUCAAAAAAGUCCAAGAUGGAAAGUGACGCCUUUUUGGAGUUUCUCGAACGGUUAGAGAGUUUGUUGAAAUUCGAGUCUGCAUUUAUUGAGGAGCUUCAUCUCCGGCAGGACACUCUUCAUGAAGAAAACACGCUUCUAAGACACCAGUUGGUAGCUGUGCGCGGUGUCGGACUUGAAAACCAUGAUAUUAUGCCUUGUGUGACCUCAAAUUCAGUAUAG
Lachancea thermotolerans CBS 6340 is the source of this 906-nucleotide messenger RNA. Its product is annotated as KLTH0E02794p. The transcript has a single exon. The record is from RefSeq and is a predicted model, not a curated record. The coding region runs from base 1 to 906 and encodes 301 amino acids. Lineage: Eukaryota; Fungi; Ascomycota; Saccharomycetes; Saccharomycetales; Saccharomycetaceae.